Messenger RNA from Anopheles coluzzii, 725 nucleotides. RefSeq lists its product as uncharacterized. Lineage: Eukaryota; Metazoa; Arthropoda; Insecta; Diptera; Culicidae. The record is from RefSeq and is a predicted model, not a curated record. The transcript has 2 exons. Bases 53 to 496 code for a protein of 147 amino acids.
GGCUGGCGAACAGUUUCCGCACAGACGAGAUACGACCACUCCAACAAGCAUAAUGAACAGCUCACUGACGAUUUUUGCCGUGCUAGCGAUUGGCCUAGCGGUGGCCCAACAGCCUGAUGAAUCUAAUGCGCUCGGUGCGGGCAAUAUGGCAACCGUGGGCGGUGUUUCACUUGAGCAGCGCACGGUCGACCAGCAGAACCAGCGGCUAGCGUUGUCGUUUGCUCGUGCCUUCCCGGAGGAAACGCCGGCCGAAUUUCAGCCGCUAGUGGUGGCCCUGUACGUGCGCUGCCAGGCGGAGCUGGACAACUGUGCCGACUUUCUGUGGGAGACGCAUCUACUGCGCGAGUAUCGCAACUGCGCGAUGACACAGCGACGCCUCUGCACGCAGGAGGUGCAGGAAUUGCAGGCCCAGCUGAGCGUGAUGGCCGAUGAGGCCAAUGAGCAACUAGAGCUAUCGCCGGCGGAGGAAGAAGUGCUGGCGCAAUUAGCCGAGUAAUCGAUCAGAAAAUCAAAUGGGAUUGAAAUGUCACCCAAACAAAAAUAUUGUUUGGACAAACAAAGAAGGAAUCAAUUCUUCUGUACCCAAACAGUCGAGUCCUAAUCAAAUCAAAGCAUAUACAAUUCACUUCGUAUGAAAUGAACAACAAAACUAGAUUUAUUGUGCAAUAAAUUUGCAAUGUGAUUUCGUAUUGCGUCGAAGUAGAAUAAAAAUCAUUUAACUGGAA